UAUGUCUGUAAACAGCGAGUGCAGGAGGUGGGGGGCUGUUAGGGUGAAGCUGCCUUUUCCAAGCGCCUCUCCCUGAGCCCCAGCAGAAAGUUUGGGGGAUCGCGGGCUGCGCUUUAAAUAGUGGGGACCAUGUGGAGCCUGCGGGGGUCUGGCUGUGAAUCGAGCUGAACUUCACCCCUCUAACCCCCCCCCUUCUAAUACCCCAACACCUUGGGCAAUGGCCAACGCUCACAACAUCCAGUCGGCCACCGCCAAAAGCAUCCGGCCGUUCAAAUCCAGCGGGGAGUACCUGCUAGCCAUGAAGGAGGACCUGGCCGAAUGGCUGCAUGAGCUCUAUGGGUUGAGGGUCAGCGCUCAGGGUUUACUGGAGGCACUGCAGACCGGCUGGCUCCUGUGCACUCACGCUAACAAUGUAACGAGAGUGGCGAAGGAUUUCUCCCGGGAAUACCCCCAGCUCCUGUCCAGGCUCAAGCUGCCCCAGGCCGGGGUCACCUACACCACCUCAGCCCAGCCGGGCACUUUCCAGGCCCGGGACAAUGUCUCCAACUUCAUCAACUGGUGCCGCAAGGAGCUGGAGAUUCAAGAUGUGUUGAUGUUUGAGACAGAGGACCUGGUGUUGAGGAAAAACGAGAAAAACUUUGUGCUGUGCCUGCUGGAGGUGGCGAGGAGAGCUUCCAAAUUUGGGAUGUUGGCCCCGGUCCUCAUUCAGAUGGAGGAACAGAUUGAGGAAGAGAUCCGGGAGGAGAUGGAUCUGCCAUCAGAGAUCAUCCCUCCAAAACCCAAACCACAGAAAGAGCUGUGUGAUUUCAGGAACUUGGAUGAAAUGGUACGUUACUUAGUGAGCCGCUGUACCUGCCCCGAUCAGUUUCCCAUGGUAAAAGUCUCCGAAGGGAAAUACAAAGUGGGCGACUCCAACACUUUGAUUUUUGUGAGGAUUUUGCGGAGUCACGUGAUGGUGCGAGUGGGUGGGGGAUGGGACACCCUGGAGCAUUACCUCGACAAACAUGACCCCUGUCGUUGCACAUCACUCACUCACAAGCAGGUGUCGAGGUUCAGCAGCCCACACAGGGCUGUUAACCCCGUCCACGAGAUCAAGACUCGCCUGCCGCCGAGGACAGACCAGACAAACAAGCCGCAGACGGCACUUAUUCUGUCGAGAUCGCAGAGUCCGAUGCCUCCGGUGGAGUGGAGACUAAAUACGCCACCUGCUGUUUCAACGCGGAGUCGCAGUGCUGUUCGGCCGCCAUCACCUGACGUUCACACCUCCUCCGGGGGCCACUCAACCAUGAGAACCCCUCGGGACAAGUCAGAACCACGGCAAUCCCUUCACACCAGGCAGAAAGAUCGGCCAGCUACUCCUUCCUACCAGAUGUCAGUGAACAUUGAAAGCAUCAAGCCCAACUCCAGCACUACCACAGCAGCUCGAACUGGGAGAGAGAGGAGCAGGACUUUGCCAGCGUCUUCAAAAUGCCCAGCAGCUCAGGAGAGCAAAUGCACCGUUGUCCCUACAAUGGAUGCCAAGAAAGUACCAAGUCAGCUCAUUGCUCCUCGGCGUUCCGACGCCGGGUUGAACCAAACUUGGACCAGUGCCCAGUUUGCUGAGUCCAAAGUGAACCAGAGUAACUCAAACGAGGGCAAACACCGCACUAGUGCAGUUUCCCAGAAACCUCCUUCUGAAAUGACCCCCCGAGCCUCAAAGGGUUUGGCGAGAAGUUAUUCCCCUGCGCCUGGCCGAGUCAGUAAGCUCUCACUUGUUCAAGAUGCUGAGAGGAAGGGGGACAAGAGUCAAGUGUGUCAACGACAUCUGAGCCCAGCUGGUGCCUGGCAAGAAAGCUGUGGGCAGGAACCAAAGUUGGUCAGCAAACCACUAAACGAUAGAGAAAAAAAUGCUCAGCAACAAUGUCGGAUUCGCUCGCAGACUCCUGAGCCUUACAGUAUCAAUAACAAUAAUAACAAAGGUGUUAACAGUGACAUGCGUGAGCUGUGUACAUUCACACCUCCACCCAUUAACCCCACACAAGAGUCAGCACUCUACAAGAGCCUCGAAGAUGAAAUUGCAUCCAAUAUGAAGGCUCUGCAGGUAGGUCUGUAUGAGGACAAUGCGGAGAUCACUGAACUCCAUACAUUUGCUUCAGUCUCCAGUCUGUCCAGCUGUUCAAAAUGUAAGAAACCUGACUCUCCAGUUUCAUCCAAAUGUUCAGUUUCCUCAUUCCCCAGCCCUUGUGAUAACACUGAUCGACCUUACAGCUGUAUUAACGUGGCAUCGAUACAGACAAGAGGAGUGACUGAGAACGGCAGCAGUUUUAAUGCAGUUCUGACUGAACUUGUUAGUGGGACACAGAAGCUUAAUCGGGUGGAUAUUGAGAACUGGAUUGCAAAGAGCCCAAACAUGUUGCUCGCUGAGUCUUGUACUAAUCUACAGACAGCAGCUUUGAACUCUGUUGAACCCACCAUGCCACUUCCCAACAGAACUGAAGUGCAAAGCGAACACUAUACUAAGACUGGAUCAAAAUCUGUUCAGUGCAAUCAAGAGAACAAUGACUUUGAGGGCACUAACCUCAACAGUGCGAAGAGUCACAUAACGCCAGCUCAGAAUAACUUGAACACCAUCGAGGUGGAUUCCAGAUCCACAAACGAAGGAUCUGACACAAAUUCGUCAUUGGAAUGGCCACACCCCCCCUGCGCUGUCCAGAAAGCCAGAGCUCAACAAGAAAGGCAAAAGCGGUCACUGCGGAAGCCGGAGAGGGUUCCUUCCAUCUACAAACUGAAGCUUCGCCCCAAAAUACGCCCCAGGAGGGACAACAGACCUGAGAAGAAGCCAUCGAGAAUUCCCACUCCGUUAUCCUACAGAGAGGCAGACAAGACUGUAAAAGGCUUGACAAAAUCUGGAAGUUCCCACAAAUCCCACAGAGCCAACAGCAAGGCCUCGAAGUCUAAAGUUCAGGGAAGACAGAUCUCGGCUUUAUGUUUCAUGAAAGCUGAGGAGGGUCUUGGUUUGGGGGAAGACUUUUGGGUGUGUCGGCACAGUGUUUCACCGGGUGACAGAACUGCAGUACAGCAAGCCAUGAUAGAGGACUCUGGGCAGAGGGAAGAAGAUGAGGAGUCUUGGGUUUAAAAGCUUGAAAGUAAAUCUCUAAAGUGUCUCGACCUCAAGCAAUUUGUUUAUUGGCAAUCGAUAUUUUUUGUGUGUCCCAUUCUUUCACAGAAGCACUUCAUUAUGGGGCAGAAGGAACAGCCCAGCUGUCACUCCAUGAAAGCCAACAUGUUUUGUAAUGAAGUUAAAUGUGGUGAUAAUUGCCUAAAACAAAGCAUAAGAAAACAAGGAACCAUAACAAUUGUAUCAGAGAUAAUGGGAACUGCAGAUGCUGGAGAAUCCGAGACAACAAAGUGUGGAGCUGGAUGAACACAGCAGGCCAAGCAGCAUCUUAGGAGCACAAAGGCUGACGUUUCAGGCCUAGACCCUUCAAAGGCUGACGUUUCAGGCCUAGACCCUUCAAAGGGUCUAGGCCCGAAACAUCAGUUUUUGUGCUCCUAAGAUGCUGCUUGGCCUGCUGUGUUCAUCCAGCUCCACACUUUGUUAACCACAACAAUUGCACUACUUAAUGCUAAUUAACCUAAUAGAGGAGAUGGCACAACACUUAUCCAGAAAGUGCUAAAAAGUUUGAAAGUCAAUUGAAGGGGCAUUGAGUGAAAGACAUUUUGACCCCACUAAAUGACCUAAUGUAUCUUUAUAACAUGAUCAGCGAGAGUGAAUCAAUUAAAGUGUGGAUUCCUAAAAUAAUAGUUUACAAAUUCUGAUUUGGUUUUGAUGUGUUUACAAAUAGGUUCACAAAUGAUUAUAAUGAGCUUGUCACAAUGCCACUUGCUUUAUAGAGAUGUAUGGUGCCUUCUAUGUUUUCUAAACUUUGUCUUAUUAAGUCAUUAAUGAUACUGUUUAUUCCCAUGCCGUCAGAUAUUAAGUGCUAAUAUCUCCACUGUUUUCCUAUUUCAAUAAUGACUGAAUAUUUCAAUGUCAUCCUGGUUCUUUGAUCUUGAGUUCACCAGACACGCCAGUAUGCGAGGGCCAGGGCAAAUUGAACAUGAGGUUAUUAUCAGUGAGUAACUUUAAAUUGAGGGCUUGGGUGGGAUCAGCGAACACAUAAUGUUUACAGAAUUGGUAAUAGAAACUUGGACUGGAUCACCAGAUCUGGGGCAUUGACUCUGGUUUCCCUACUUGGAUGCUUGCCAGAUGUGCUGGGCCUUUCCAGCUGUUUCUGUUUCGCAGCAUCCGCAGUUCUUUUGGUUUUUAUUCAACGAUGAUUGAUAGUCAGGGAAGGAGAAAAACUAAUAGUGAGAUUGGCUGUGAUGAAAGCAGCCCAUGCCCUGACAGGACCUAGUGGUGUGGGUAAAGGAUGUAUAAGGAGGAGAUCGAUACUGAAAAUCAAAUUAUCGGUAUCAAUAUUUAACCUUGAAGGCUGCAAAGCUCCCUAGCAGGGGAUGAGACGCUGUUCUUCAGACUUACUCUGAGCCUCACUGGAGCACUGCAACAGGAGCCAAGGCAGAAAUGUUGGGCCCACAACAAGGCAGUUAACAAGCAGUUGUCCUCCUUAAUUGGCAGCUUGCCACUGUCUGACAAGAACCUUGCCAUGCCAAGUUGUUAGAUCUCAUAUUUUCCAAUGAGCGUUCAAGUUGUGGGUGGUGUCAGGUAGUUGUUAUUCGAGUUUCAUUUUUCAGUACAGCUUCAUUUCUCCUGAGCAACAAGGCACACAAAACGCUUCAGAAUGUCUUAAUUUAUACAGUAUAAACUUAGAGCCCCGCUUUUGAUUGCUAUUGGUCAGCGGCCCUACAGCAUCCCUUUGUGAUUGGCUCUCUGGUACAGCAUUUCUUACAAUUCACGCUUGCCUCAGCAGUUUCAAUGUAGAAAAAAAUAGAAAUUUGGACUGUCCUCCAAACAAUUGUUGAGGCUAAUUGAAAGCUUCAAAGUUGAUGCAUAUUUGGUAGGUCAAAGUGUUAAGGAUAAUAGAACCAUGACAGGCUACGAGUCCUUAUGCAUACUGAUUGAAAGGCAGAAAUGGUUUGAUAUGCUAAAUGAAUCCUACUUUCCAGUGAUCGCAUAGUUGAUGAGUACAAGGCAAUUAAGCCAAAGUUGUGCUAAGUAUUAACAAGGGCUUGGGAGGAUGGCUAUUGAGAGAGAGUGAGUCAUACAGCGCGGAAACAGACCCUUUGGUCCAACUAGUCUGCCCCGACCAGACAUCCCAAUCUGACCUAGUCCCAUUUGUCAGCAUCUGGCCCACAUUCCUCCAAACCUUUUCUAUUCAUACAUCCAUCCAAAUGCCUUUUAGAUGUUGCAAUUAUACCCUCCUCCACCUCUUUCUCUUCUAUUGGAGGAUAUGUCCCCUUGUGCUCUCUGUGGUGAUGUUAGCACACUUAGGAUUUUGCUACAUUUAGUGUCUUAAUUGGAAAGCAACUGAAGGUUCAUAAUUCUGAUUUAUUUCUCAAUGGGAGGAUGGUUCACUGGUGCACUGUUUCUUCUCAUCCCACACUCGGAGACUUCCAAUUCUAUGGCAUUUCAAACCUUAAUAAGAAUUAACUUUUCUCGCUGUGCCGUUGAUCAUUUAUUUUGCAGUCAAAAUCAUUUUUGGAAGAGGAAUAGACAAUCGUAAUUAUUUUCAAU
Stegostoma tigrinum is the source of this 5653-nucleotide messenger RNA. RefSeq names its product GAS2-like protein 2A. Bases 218 to 3115 code for a protein of 965 amino acids. Gene Ontology annotation, cellular component: actin filament; cytoplasm; microtubule plus-end. The transcript is spliced from 6 exons. The record is from RefSeq and is a predicted model, not a curated record. Gene Ontology annotation, biological process: microtubule bundle formation; regulation of microtubule polymerization or depolymerization; protein localization to microtubule plus-end. Gene Ontology annotation, molecular function: actin filament binding; microtubule binding; cytoskeletal adaptor activity. NCBI's taxonomy places the organism in Eukaryota, Metazoa, Chordata, Chondrichthyes, Orectolobiformes, Stegostomatidae.